Molecule: messenger RNA, 663 nt
Organism: Spodoptera exigua (beet armyworm)
Lineage: Eukaryota; Metazoa; Arthropoda; Insecta; Lepidoptera; Noctuidae
Source: the annotation of a GenBank genome assembly
AUGAUCAUACAGCAGCAACAGUUAGAGAAGACUCUAAAAUUGGAAGUUUCCCUUAGAGAAGCUGUUGGGAUGCUCAUGUACCUAAUGGUCGGUACAAGUUCUGAUAUAGCUUUUACCACAUCUACGCCAGCAUGGUUUUCUGUAAUGAGUUAUCCUCACAUUCAUCAUGACAAGUACCCGGGUUACUUUCUAGCGCAAAAGGUGGAUAGAUGUCUGUUAGGGUUGCGAACACUCCUCGCCACACACGGGCAGCAAUCAUACACCCUCAUGAAAAUUUGGCCAUCCCUGGUGAUAGGCGCCAUCCUUAGGGGCUUGGAAGACUCUGAAGAGUUUCUCACUACUAUUACAUCGAACCUCCCUCACUACCUUAAGAUUCCAUUAUUCUACACCUCCACAACAGUCACUGUAACAGAUCCCACCCAUGCUAUGUUAAAGCUGGAACUAACCGGAUUAUGGAAGACAAUGGGCCAUCCUAUAGUCAACAUGGACAACAGCACACGCAGCUGGUUCACCAAAGGCACAGUACUCAAAAGAGGCCUAGAACCUGCAGCCGAGCAAAUCAACAACAUGUUUAAGAAAGAGUUUUGUAGACAAUAUAUUACAAAACCCAUAAAAAUGGCCCAAUGUGGAAUUUUUAUUAAGCAAGUAAAUAAUUUAGUGUAG